Molecule: messenger RNA, 1669 nt
Organism: Syzygium oleosum
Lineage: Eukaryota; Viridiplantae; Streptophyta; Magnoliopsida; Myrtales; Myrtaceae
Product: protein ALP1-like
Exons: 3
Coding region: 332-1525 (397 amino acids)
Molecular function (GO): sequence-specific DNA binding
Source: RefSeq, a predicted model, not a curated record
UCUUCUGCUUAGAUUGCUCGCAGUUGCCCCGAUAUAUAAGAAAGCUCUCUCUCUCUCUUUCUCUCUCUCUCUCUCUCCAUCUGAUUCUUUGUUUCCUUUUCGCUCUCUUCGUUUCUGUUUUUUUGUUGUUUUUUUCCUUUGUGUUGCCUCCCUCCCUCUAUUCUUGCAUGCUUCGAACACACAGCACGAAGCACUCGCGCCCCCAUUGAUUACCAUGAAGAGCUCUGUCCUGCAUGAUGUGCCUCGCUGUUAGUGCCCUCGUCGUCUCAUGAAGUUUGUGCAUUGAAGGUAAUGGAUUCCGAGUCCCACCUGGUUUCGUGAAUGAUGGAUCAUGGGUCCUGGGAGAAGCCUGAGGAAAAAGAGAAAGAGAGAGAAUAUGAAGAAGAAGAAGAGUGAAGCGGAUGCUUCUGCUUCUGGGUCUUCUCAGAGAGAGGAGUCUGGAGAUUGGUUUGAUGAGUUUUGCAAAAGAAGCAAUGGUCAUCUUCCUUCAAAGAAUGGACUGAACGAGUUCCAAUCCGUUUUCGGAAUUUCCAAGAGAACCUUCGAUUACAUAUGUUCACUUGUAAAGGAGGAUAUUAUGGUCAAGCCAGCGAACUUGGUGUUCAAAAAUGGCAGCCCUUUAUCUUUACAUGACCAAGUAGCUGUAGCUUUGAGAAGGCUGGGCUCUGGAGACUCGCUCAUAACUGUAGGAGAUUCAUUUGGCCUGAACCACUCAACUGUGUCCCAAGCUACUUGGCGUUUUAUUGAAGCCAUGGAAGAGAGGGCAAGUCAUCACCUACGCUGGCCCUCCACUACAAUUGAAAUGGCAAACAUGAAAUCCAAGUUCGAGAAGAUGUGUGGCUUGCCUAAUUGCUGCGGUGCCAUUGCUUUUACUCGCAUCUUGAUGAACUUGUCCACAUCGGACCCCAAUAGUACCUUGUGGCUCGACCACGAGAAGCGUUACAGUAUGGUCUUGCAAGCAAUAGUGGACCCGGAUAUGAGAUUUCAAGACAUAGUCACUGGAUGGCCAGGGGGUAAAAUGAACAGAUGGUCGGUCUUUCAGAAUUCAGGCUUCUAUCAACUGUGCAACCAGGGAGAGAGAUUGAAUGGGAACACAUUAGAGCUUUUGGAUGGAUCAAUGGUGAGGGAAUAUGUGGUUGGGGAUUCAGGCUAUCAGUUACUUCCUUAUCUCAUCACACCAUAUGAAGGGAAAGAAUUUUCCGAACCAAGAUCCGAGUUCAACAGGCGGCUCAUGGCAGCUGCAGGGGUGGCAGAGAGGGCACUCACAAGGUUGAAGGACUCGUGGAGGAUCAUCCGUGGAGUCAUGUGGAGACCCGAUAGACACAGGUUGCCGAGGAUUAUUCUGGUUUGUUGCCUUCUUCACAAUAUCGUCAUUGACAUGGAAGAUGAAGUCCAGGACAAGACGACAGUAUCUCCCCAUCGUGAGUCGCGAUGGCCCCAGCAAGCAUGUGGAGUAGGCGACAUGAAAGGUGCGUCUCUGAGAGAUAGACUGUGUCUUCACCUUUCUGGAAGCCCUCCACCAUAAAUCUCUUCGCUCAAUCCAUGAGGCCGAGUCCCCCUAGUUCCAAAUUGCUGGUUACAGGUUUUGAUAUUAUAAGUUCAAGGAUAGAGGCAGGAUGACUUGUAAACUGAGAUUAUAGAGCUAAAAUCAGAUUUGUGCUUGAUUGUC